Penicillium brevicompactum is the source of this 3237-nucleotide messenger RNA. RefSeq names its product chitin synthase class II (gene chsB). Gene Ontology annotation, molecular function: chitin synthase activity. Gene Ontology annotation, cellular component: cell septum; cell periphery. The record is from RefSeq and is a predicted model, not a curated record. The coding region runs from base 1 to 3237 and encodes 1078 amino acids. NCBI's taxonomy places the organism in Eukaryota, Fungi, Ascomycota, Eurotiomycetes, Eurotiales, Aspergillaceae. The transcript has 4 exons.
AUGAGUCGCCAUCCGAACAACUACGGCGAUGCGCCGCCUUCAUACAUCGACGAGACGUCUUCCUUUCUGUCCGAUGCCGAAUCCCCCAAUGCAUCGCGCCUGAACGGCGGCACUAUGCGCCUGUUGCCAACCAGUGGCGACGGUGCAGACGACUUCAAUACUAGUCCAAGGGCGCCCUCGCCUUCCCAUUACAAUUAUGACCCAAGUUAUGAUCACACUCCUACCGGACGAGAGCCAUCCUACGACAAUUAUUACCAGGUCCCAAGCGCGUCUUCGCCUUCGCGCCCUCCAUCUAGCUUGGCCAGCGGCCCUUAUAUGCCCCCUCCUACAGCAAGCCUAGCAGAUGAGUCUGUCUAUCCCUCUAUCCCUCCUCGCACAGGCUCCCCAAUUCGGCCAUGGAGCCCCUCCCACAUCCGCCCGCCAUCCGUCUCAAGUGUUGGCUAUGAACGAUCUGAUAUCAACGGAAGUCCACGACCUGGCACCCCGAGCUCGAGAUAUGGAGGCAGUCCCCGCAGACCGCUACCUCCUGCCCCUCUCUUCUCAGGACCGAAAUCAAGCACGGUAGACUCGAGCAUCGAUAUCAGUGAUGGCAUUACCGACGACGACCCAUUCGGUGGUGAUGGCCGCACAAUCGGACACACCUCGCGUGGCAGUGUUCGCUCUUUUAUGAGCGAGUCCACCAUGCUAGGCGACGAGAAAGAUGAGAUGCACAAGGUGGACCUCGAAGACGACGUGUCUGACGAUGCCUCAUCGGGCAUGAUCGACCCCAAUCUACACUACGGUCCUGCGCCCGAGAAACAGGGCCGCCGUGGUGUUCGCUCAAAGCAGGUCGCCAAGAAGGAAGUCCAACUAGUCAACGGCGAGCUGAUCUUGGAGUGCAAAAUCCCGACUAUUCUGCACAGUUUCUUACCCCGUCGCGAUGAGCGCGAGUUCACCCAUAUGCGCUACACGGCUGUUACGUCUGAUCCAGAUGAUUUCUCUGAGCGUGGAUACAAGCUGCGCCAACAGAUUGGAUCGACUACCCGUGAGACCGAGUUGUUCAUCUGUGUUACCAUGUACAACGAAGAUGAAAUUGGUUUCACACGUACCAUGCACGGUAUCAUGCAGAACAUCAGUCACUUCUGCUCGCGAACCAAGUCGCGUACUUGGGGACGCGAUGGGUGGAAGAAGAUUGUCGUUUGCAUUGUUUCUGAUGGACGUAAGAAGGUCCACCCGCGUACCUUGAAUGCCUUGGCUGCGCUGGGUGUCUACCAGGAGGGUAUUGCAAAGAACAUUGUCAACCAAAAGGAAGUCCAGGCCCACGUUUACGAGUACACGACUCAGGUGUCCCUUGACGACGAUCUCAAGUUCAAGGGUGCGGAGAAGGGUAUCGUGCCCUGCCAGGUCAUUUUCUGUCUGAAAGAGCACAACAAGAAGAAGUUGAACUCCCACAGAUGGUUCUUCAAUGCUUUCGGACGCGCUCUUCAGCCCAAUAUUUGUAUUCUGCUGGAUGUUGGUACCCGUCCCGAGCAGACUGCCCUCUAUCACUUGUGGAAGGCUUUCGAUCAAGAUUCAAACGUUGCCGGAGCAGCUGGUGAGAUCAAGGCUGCCAAAGGAAAGAAUUAUCUUGGUCUGCUCAACCCCCUCGUCGCCAGUCAGAACUUCGAAUACAAGAUGUCAAACAUUCUUGAUAAACCGUUGGAGUCCGUCUUCGGUUACAUUACUGUGCUUCCCGGUGCUCUCAGUGCCUACAGAUUCUUCGCGUUGCAGAACGACGCUGACGGACACGGCCCACUCAACCAGUACUUCAAGGGUGAGACUCUGCACGGUCAAGAUGCCGACGUCUUCACAGCGAACAUGUACCUGGCCGAGGAUCGUAUUCUCUGCUGGGAGUUGGUGGCAAAACGUGAAGAGAGAUGGGUCCUCAAGUUCGUUAAGAACGCUGUCGGAGAGACUGAUGUGCCCGACGCUGUUCCUGAAUUCAUUUCUCAGCGUCGUCGCUGGCUGAACGGUGCUUUCUUCGCUGCCGUGUACUCUAUCUUCAACGCGAAGCAGAUUUGGUACACGGAUCACACGCUUGCCCGCAAGAUUCUCCUUCACAUCGAAUUCUUCUACCAAUUCCUCAACCUUCUGUUCACCUACUUUGGUCUUGCCAAUUUCUACCUCGCUUUCUACUUCAUCGCUGGUUCCUUGACUGAUAAGAAGAUGGACCCCUUCGGUCACAAUGUGGGAAAAUACAUCUUCUACAUUCUAAAAUACGCGUGUGUCUUGGUCAUGUGCUUGCAGUUUAUCAUCUCUUUGGGUAAUCGACCACAGGGUGCCAAAAAUCUCUAUUUGUCGGGUAUCAUUGUAUAUGCGAUCAUCAUGUUCUACACAGUGUUCUGUGCGCUUUACCUUGUGGUUAAAGAGCUACUUGCACGUGCAGGCAUAGGAGGUGACGAUAUGGCCGUCAGCGACAGUUUGAUGAUGAACAUCGUUCUAUCUAUGCUUUCAACUGUCGGUCUUUACUUCUACAGUUCCUUCAUCUACCUGGACCCAUGGCACAUGUUCACCUCCUCGAUCCAAUACUUCCUUCUCAUGCCAAGUUAUGUCUGCAUUCUACAGGUCUACGCCUUCUGUAACACCCACGAUGUUACUUGGGGAACAAAGGGAGACAACGUCAUCAACACCGAUCUUGGUGCUGCGAAGGUCAUAAAUGGAUCCACCGUCGUCGUCGAAAUGCCCUCCGAACAACUAGACAUCGAUUCAGGCUAUGACGCUGCACUUCGCAAUCUCCGUGAUCGCCUCGAGGUCCCCGAGCCCCCACCAUCCGAGUCCCAACUCCAGGAAGAUUACUACCGUGCUGUUCGUACAUACAUGGUCUCCAUCUGGAUGGUCGCCAAUGUCAUUCUCGGUAUGGCCGUCUCGGAAGUCUACGGCAUUGACGCAGGUGGCACCAACGUCUACCUCGCUAUUAUCCUCUGGUCUGUCGCUGUACUUGCUGCUAUCCGUGCAAUUGGUUCAACAGUCUACGCCAUCCUGCACGUCGUUCACAAGAUCGUCGAAGCAAAGACGAAGUUCGAUGCUGGCAACAUGACCAAUUUCGCGCCUAGCGCCUAUGGUGGAUCUAGUGUUGGCCCUGCUUCCGAGUCUUCGAAGAAGACUACUUCGACUCGUCCUGUGCGUUAUGGUGGUGGUGCUACCAUCAAGGAUAAACUUAAUGAGGCGCGCUGGUCGGCUGGCCGAGUGGCUAAGAAAGCGAUGUUCUGGCGCAAGUAG